This is a messenger RNA of Saccostrea cuccullata (small rock oyster), 906 nucleotides long. RefSeq lists its product as uncharacterized. The transcript has 2 exons. NCBI's taxonomy places the organism in Eukaryota, Metazoa, Mollusca, Bivalvia, Ostreida, Ostreidae. The record is from RefSeq and is a predicted model, not a curated record. The coding region runs from base 1 to 906 and encodes 301 amino acids.
AUGAGAUUGGUUAAACCUCAGAUUCUGUCUGGUGAGGUAGAACUAAGUGAUUCUGGUGAUGUCGACCAGAAUGAAAGUAUCACGUUACAACAAGAUGAGUCUGAAGAGUUAGGCAUUGAUAGAGAGGGUGUUAAUGAUCCUGUGAUCGAUCAGAAGCCCCAAAGAUCUAGUAGAAGCAGACGGGCUCCUGCUUAUUUAUCAGAUUAUGUAAUUACAGAUAUGCCUGAUAUAAAGUUUACCAAAGCUAAACAGCCUGACUGUCCUUUUUGUGACAAAGCCAUUGAUGAGCCAUGGCAGGACCACGUUAUUUUAUGCUCAGGACAGAGAUUUAAAUGUGUAACUUGUGGAGCCAGGUUCAAGAAGAACAGCUACCUUGUGAAACACAUGAAAGUUCAUAACGGUUCAGCAACUGUUCCACCCCCUGCUAAGAAGCAAAAGCCGAGCACGAUUACAAAAGCAGCUGAUGUUGUAGUUGGUGAAGAUAUUCCAGCAGCGAAUCCUGGUAGUGACCAUAUGGAGAAGGAGUCUAACCAGAGUGAUUGGGAAUGUCAGGAUCCUGGAGAAUUGUUAGAUGUGUUGGGUCCAUGUAGCUCUAGUGAUGAAGAAGACUCUAGGGAAACUGAAGAAAUAGAGAAGGCACCUGAGGACCUAGAGAUAGGACGAAUCAUUCGGAAGAGAACUCAGCCAGUUCUCUAUACAGGUUCCCAGAUGAAGAGCAAAGAGAUUCAUCAGUCAGAACCGGUGGUGCAUGAAUUGGAGAAGUCUGCAAAGAAAUCCACCGUGAACGCGACUACACAGACCGAGCCAACCCUUUAUGUGUACUCCACUAAAACCAUAACCACCAAGUGGGAGAAUGGGGUUAAGAUCAAAGUCGUUGAAAGAAAGAAGAGCUAUAAUAUGAGUUAG